ACUCUGACUUUUACUAGCACGGUACAUUUAAACACAAGUACGCAGCGUGGAAAACACACACGAGGAAUCCGCAUUGGAAAGCUUGUGCUUAUUUUUGUUGUUGUUGUUUUGCAAAUCGCUGUAUUUUUGUGCCUUAUGGGGGAUAUGUCUCACGCCCAGUUAUCGAACAUCGCCAUGGAGAGGCUGAUGGCCCGGAGGACCUUCCCCUUCCACAAGCGCACCGGCGUGUGUCGGAACCUCUUCGGACCGGUGGACCACGAAGAGCUGAGUCGGGAGAUGAGCGUCAAACUGCGGGAGAUUUCCGAGCGCGACCGGCAGCGGUGGAACUUUAAUUUUGAGGCCAACACCCCCCUGGAUGGAGACUAUGAGUGGGUGGAGGUCUCCUCGGACAGCACCCCAGCCUUCUACCAGGGCUCGUCCCAGCUCAGCGUGCCCGCGACGCCCGUCAAGCUGCACCCGGACGCGCUACAACGUCUGGCCGCGCCCGAGGGGAGCGAGGGCGCGCCGGCCGAGCUCAACCAAGAGAACCGCGCGGACAAGCUCAACUCCCGGAGGUCGGCCCACAGACGGGCCCCUUGUGGCGGACAGAAGAGGCCGACCACGGCCCCCGCGGAUAACAACACGCACAUCACAGAUUUCUUCGUGAAGCGAAAGAGGGCCGCGGAGAGAAAGUGUAUGGAGCUGAGCCAUCACUCCAAGUCUCCCAUUCCCAUGGAGCAAACGCCGAGGAAAAGGAUCCGUUGAAGGUGGAUUUUUGCACUAACUGCUUGCGCGGGCAUGCAUGACGGAGGAAGGAAAGAAAAGGAGGAGGAAGGGGUGAAUGGACGAUAGCCGGCGGAACCCCCACCCCGAAUCCCCACCCUGGUCCGGUGGAGCAGCGCCGGCCAGACACCGGACAUCCACCACCGGCCUCUCAGGAUUGAACCGGCCGAGCUCUCGGUGUGGGGAGUGAUAUUUUUUUUUCUAUCCAGUACAAAUGUAGCAUUCAUUGUUGCUGCCACUCGACAGUGUUUUAACAUCUGUGCAAUCCGUAAGAAAAAAAAAAAGACUUUCAAUUGUCUACACUGGCCAAAAGUGUACAGCUUUAUAGAGACAUCAGCCUAUAAUUGAGUAAUGUGUCGUUGGGUUAUAUCUUCUAUGUAUAUUUUAAAACCUAUUUUAACUUAUAAUUUAUUUAUGUUUCUUUUAUACGUGUUAAGUGAAUUCUUGAUUUCGCCUUAUGGCGUAUGUUUAUUUUAUUAUUUUUCUAUUGGUGGUGCAUUUGCAAUCAUGUAGCUUGUAGCGUACACUAGUUGUCUUUGUGUCUCUGAGCCAUUUUUUUUCUCGGUUAAAAAUGUUUGUUCUCCAUGCAAAUGCUAUCAUGAGCAAAAAAAAAAAAA
This is a messenger RNA of Hippocampus comes (tiger tail seahorse), 1379 nucleotides long. It is a transcript of the gene cdkn1cb, whose product is annotated as cyclin dependent kinase inhibitor 1Cb. Gene Ontology annotation, cellular component: nucleus. The record is from RefSeq and is a predicted model, not a curated record. Lineage: Eukaryota; Metazoa; Chordata; Actinopteri; Syngnathiformes; Syngnathidae. Gene Ontology annotation, molecular function: cyclin-dependent protein serine/threonine kinase inhibitor activity. Gene Ontology annotation, biological process: negative regulation of mitotic cell cycle; negative regulation of cyclin-dependent protein serine/threonine kinase activity. The transcript is spliced from 3 exons. The coding region runs from base 136 to 744 and encodes 202 amino acids.